This is a messenger RNA of Olea europaea var. sylvestris, 3449 nucleotides long. RefSeq names its product TOM1-like protein 5. The transcript is spliced from 9 exons. The coding region runs from base 1924 to 3189 and encodes 421 amino acids. Lineage: Eukaryota; Viridiplantae; Streptophyta; Magnoliopsida; Lamiales; Oleaceae. The record is from RefSeq and is a predicted model, not a curated record. Gene Ontology annotation, molecular function: ubiquitin binding; phosphatidylinositol binding. Gene Ontology annotation, biological process: protein transport to vacuole involved in ubiquitin-dependent protein catabolic process via the multivesicular body sorting pathway.
GAGCUUCGCCUUUCAACGCGAUUAUCUGCACAAAGGAAAUGAUAUUCCCUGCCACAUGUGAGAGAAGGUGGAGGCGGGCCCCACCUUUUUUUUAAUUGCUGCGGAGCUCGACACCCCUAGGGUCUGUGCACACCUGUACGAGGAGCUCGGUUCUAUUGCCAGUCCAUGUUAGUCUUCGUUUUGGCAUCAAAAUGGAGUAAUUAUUGGACAGCCAAUAAUAUCCGCUGGCGCCGUAAUUUAAAUCCAUCACUUUCGCUACCUGCGAGAGUUGACUUAAGAUAAACUUUCGUCACAGAUUCUUAAUUGGUAUUCUUUACUAUUUUUUAUAAUGAGUAUUCAUUUAUACAGAGAAAUGGAUCGUUGAGUAAAGUCCCUCCAUGUAAGAGAAUCUUUUCAUUUCCCUCUCUUCAUCAUUCAUUUAUGUGUAAAAACUCGUAUAUACAUACAAUACAACCGUAUUUUGUUGAAGCGCGGCUGCUUUUGUUCUUUUCUGCUUCUCAGGUGCAUUAUCACUACUGGAACUAUAUUUUUUUGUUCUUUUUUAUGCAUUAACUUGCCUAUUUUCGUAAUUUUGUCUGGGACAUUAUAUUUCUGUGUUUUUCUUUUUAUUGGGAUCACAUUCAAGCCUUUCUUGAGAUCUAAAGUUGAAUUAAAAUGUUUGUGUGAAAUAAAAGACGAGAAUGAUUUUAUAUUUUUCAAAUUCUUUGGUGCUAAUGAGAUGAUAAGUGUUUACCUCGAUUUUUGUACCUUCAAUAUGGCCGAUGAUACCUGUUCCUUUCAUGUCCCUGCAAGCUUUUGUCCUGCACACUUGGACAAAAGUUGGAAUGGCACAAUGUGUUGACUUUUACAGAGGGAGAGGUACAACACAAGCCAUUGGAUUAGAAGACAUGUAGCCUCGUCGUGACAGUCCACCUUUCAUCCGUUGUAUCAUAGGCUAAGUGCAUUUAUGGGCAUUUAAUGUUUUUGAAAUACCGCCACCUUAAAGCCUAAGUCUGACCUCCGAUUCAUAGACCGACAAUUUGACAUUAAAGUGACUGCUGAAGUGAGUUGUCACAUCACGUAACCGUUUGACAGAUUUGUAUGAAAAAUCUGCCUAGGGAGAUGUGAAUUGGAAGAUUCUUUCUGUGAACGAGAGGCUGGAAACCUUGUAUAUCUUCUCUGAAGUGUGGUUUCACUUAGCCUCGGUCAUUGGAGGGUCGGCCUCAAGCUGCACCUCGCUGAGGCGGUCCAUUAACUCAACUACCAGAUGCCUCGGCUCAAUGGGGCAUCAGUUUAGGCGUUCUUGGCUACUAGGCAGGGAUGACGUGGAGUGUCCCUGGAGACUUUGUUUAGUGGGUUGCCACAUGGUUGAUGAUUUGGCGCCUCUUUAGAAAAGGCGUAACGAUAGGGACUGAACGGGAGCUGGAAUAUGUAAACCCCAUAUAAUUUCGUUUUGAAUUACUGGAAAACCCAUUGUAUUAAAUCUAGAAAUUAAGAUCAGUUGAGCAACGACAACUUGUUUACACAAGGAUGCUUCUCUUAUCUCUAGAAGUGUGAACUGAAAUUAUAAGCUUAAACUCAGUAAUUUAUUUGUUCACAAGUGCUUUUCCUUUUCGUGCUUGCGUUUAUAUUGGUGGUCAUUGACUGAUUUUGCUCCAGGUGAUUCAUAAUACUAGCUGAAUAAUUUCGUUUUAACAAUAUUUUGCUUCUUUGAAAGUUAGAGGGAAAGAAAUACUGUCUUCCAUGGUCAUAUUCAGGCAUAACUGAUAUUUGAUGGAUUACUGUGGGUAAUAGAAAUUUCCCAUCAAGUGUUACAUAUAAUAAAAAGAAUGAUAGGAUGCAGUCCUCUGUAGAUUAUUAGCCUGUGUUUUAUACUUCACAUUGUAUUGUGAUGAUGGUUCUAAUGUUAACUUGCUGUGAUUGCUUACAGUGGGGAUAUUAAAUAUGGCAUCUGAACUUGUGAAUUCUGCAACAAGUGACAAGCUUACUGAAAUGGAUUGGGCGAAAAACAUUGAGAUUUGUGAAUUAGUCGCAUGUGAUAACAGACAAGCUAAAGAUGUUGUAAAAGCUAUAAAAAAUUGCCUGGGAAGCAAAAAUUCAAACACUCAAUUAUUUUCAGUAUUGCUUCUUGAAAUGUUGAUGAACAAUAUUGGAGAACAUGUUCAUCAGCAGGUUAUAGACAUGGGUAUUCUUCCUAUACUUGUGAAAAUAGUUAAGAAAAAGUCCGAUCUUUGUGUAGGGGAAAAGAUUUUUCUUCUUUUAGAUGCAGCUCAGUCAUCUCUUGAUGGAAAUUCUGGGAGGUUUCCUCAAUAUUAUUCUGCUUAUUGUGAAUUGGUGAGUGCAGGAGUGCAAUUUCCUCGAAGUUCUUCUGACACCUCUAAACCUCAUUCUACAUUGGAGGUGAAUAAGAAUAAUUCAUCAGAUAAGCAGUCAGCUGCUCCUCAAUUUGAAAGAAAAGCACCCAAAAAUGUUUCUGUAUCAAGUAUACUUGAAAAAGCUGGCACUGCUUUAGAGGUCUUGAGGGACGUCCUUAAUGCUGUUGAUACUCAACGUUCUGAGGGAGCUAAGGAUGAGUUCACACUUGAUCUUGUCGAACAAUGUUCAUUUCACAAGCAACAAGUAAUGCAUCUUGCAAUGACCUCUAGGGAUGACAACGUGGUUACUCGAGCUAUUGAGCUAAAUGAGCAGCUUGAAAGAAUUUUACAAAGACACGAUGCCCUCAUUUCUCGUAGGACUACGCUCAUAUCAACUCACAUUGACCAUGAACAGGCAGGGGAAGAGGAAGAGGCUGAACAACUUCUCCGAAGGAUAAGAAAAGGAAAAGCUUGUCUACAAGCCGAGGAAGAAGACAGCCAAAGAGAUUUGCCAUUGAGAUUGAAGAGACCUUCUGUUCCUGGGGAAAUGCUUCAUCAUCCCCUCAUACGGCCACUAACUGUGGAACUGCCAAAUCGAGAACCUGUCCAGCCACCGACUAUGGAGCCAAUGCAAGAAACUGCACAGCCACCUACUGUGGAGCAAAAGCAAGAAGCCAAUGUGGGAAGACCAUUGGUUGCACUACCACCACCCCCUGCUAGACCUGUUGAGCGAGAGAGAUUCUUCCGUGAGAACAAGGUUGACGGUUCUGCUCUUAAUGGCCACAUGAGCUGCCUCACGUUACACAGUCGUAAUGUCAGCACUUCUCUAAACACAAGUAUUGAUUACAGUGACUGAGCAAAGAGUUUUUUCGUUUUUUCGACAAGCAUUUUCUGCAGUGCUUUUAAAAUGUUGGAUGGCAGAUAGCAGAGAGGAUUUACAGCUCAAUCCUUGAGAUAAUAGGUGUGAUUUAGAAGGGUACAUGGUGUUUUUAUUAUUAUCAGAAUCUUGAGUGCUGAUAUGAACUUGUAUUUGUAAGCUGACAAGGAUUUUAUUCGAACUACAGGUUUAUGAUAAAUUGCUGAAUUCAAAUUUUCAUUAAAGGCUGUUGGGUAAAA